CAGAAUUUAUCCAAAACAAAACAAUAUUCCAAACAUGAAUUCCGAAGAAUUUAAGAAAAACUAUCGUAUUAUAGUGGAAAAGAUCUUUAACAAUUGGCAAAAUCUACGCUUAGCCGUUGAACAUGGAAUGGGAGGAAGAAAUGGACAAAAAGUGGCUAUUGAAAUCAUGAACUAUACUUAUGAGUAUUGCAUUGGAAACGAUAAUAUCACACAAGGUGAACUACAAGAUGUUAUUGAGGAUUUGAUGGAUCAAGAAUUCGAUACGAUAUGUGAGGACGGAUCUGUUUCGGAAAUAUGUAAACAUUUGUUACGCUACAAGCAGAUGAGCUUACAGGGACAAUACUCCGAAAUUGAAUUGGAGCUAAAUAAAUUACCACAAGGUAAAGAAUGGUUGAGACCUGAUGUCAAAGUUACCUACACUCCUAUCGAGGGUGAUUCAUCCUCUGAAGAGGGUAGUGAUUCUGAUGAUGACGAUGAUGAUUUGAUGGAUGUUGAAGGGGGCGUUGAUGAGGAACAAGCCUCCGGCAGUAGAGUUACUAGAUCACAGUCCCGCAAACAAAAAGAUGAUUUUGUAGAACCUGAAGAAGGUUGGACCACAGUCAGAACUAGGAGAAAGUAAAAUUAGUUUUCACUUAUUUUGUAUAUUUAAAAAUUUUAUAUUAAAGUCAUAAAACAAUAAAUUUUUAUUCAAAUA
Molecule: messenger RNA, 694 nt
Organism: Lucilia cuprina (Australian sheep blowfly)
Lineage: Eukaryota; Metazoa; Arthropoda; Insecta; Diptera; Calliphoridae
Product: pre-rRNA-processing protein TSR2 homolog
Exons: 2
Coding region: 35-619 (194 amino acids)
Biological process (GO): maturation of SSU-rRNA from tricistronic rRNA transcript (SSU-rRNA, 5.8S rRNA, LSU-rRNA)
Cellular component (GO): nucleus
Source: RefSeq, a predicted model, not a curated record